Molecule: messenger RNA, 1723 nt
Organism: Suricata suricatta (meerkat)
Lineage: Eukaryota; Metazoa; Chordata; Mammalia; Carnivora; Herpestidae
Gene: CEL
Product: carboxyl ester lipase
Exons: 7
Biological process (GO): postsynaptic membrane assembly; modulation of chemical synaptic transmission; synaptic vesicle endocytosis
Cellular component (GO): cell surface; postsynaptic specialization membrane; synapse
Molecular function (GO): triacylglycerol lipase activity; signaling receptor activity; neurexin family protein binding
Source: RefSeq, a predicted model, not a curated record
CUUCGCCCCCAGCUGGGCGCGGUGUACACGGAAGGCGGCUUCGUGGAAGGCGUCAACAAGAAGCUCAGCCUCUUCGGCAACUAUGUGGACAUCUUCAAGGGCAUCCCCUUCGCUGCCGCCCCCAAGCCCCUGGAGAACCCUCAGCGGCACCCCGGCUGGCAAGGAACCCUGAAGGCCAAGGACUUCAAGAAGCGGUGCUUGCAGGCAACCAUCACCCAGGACAGCACCUACGGGGAGGAGGAUUGCCUCUACCUCAACAUCUGGGUUCCCCAGGGCAAGAGGGAAGUCUCCAGGAACCUGCCCGUCAUGGUCUGGAUCUACGGCGGCGCCUUCCUCAUGGGGGCCGGCCACGGGGCCAACUUCCUCAGCAACUACCUGUACGAUGGGGAGGAGAUCGCCACUCGGGGCAACGUCAUCGUGGUCACCUUCAACUACCGCGUCGGCCCCCUGGGCUUCCUCAGCACCGGGGACGCCAACCUGCCAGGUCUGCUAGCUGUCUUGGGCACGGGGCUGACGGGAGGAGCACGUGGGUGUCAGAGGUGUGUGAGCCUGCCGCUCUCCCGCCCAGAUCCCAUGUUGCAUUACCUGGGCUUUGUCCCUGUCAUCGACGGAGACUUCAUCCCCGAUGACCCGGUCAACCUGUACGCCAACACGGCCGACAUCGACUACAUGGCGGGCACCAACAACAUGGACGGCCACAUCUUUGCCAGCAUCGACAUGCCAGCCAUCAACAAGGACAAGCAGGAGGUCACCAAGGAGGACUUCUACAAGCUGGUCAGCGGGCUCACCAUCACCAAGGGGCCCCGGGGAGCCAACACCACCUUUGACCUCUACGCCGAGCCCUGGGCCCUCGAUGCACCCCAGGAGACCAAGAAGAAGACCGUGGUAGACUUCGAGACUGAUAUCCUCUUCCUGGUGCCCACCAGGAUUGCCCUGGCCCAGCACAGAGCCAAUGCCAAGAGCGCCAAAACCUACACCUACCUGUUUUCACACCCCUCUCGGAUGCCCGUCUACCCCAAGUGGGUGGGGGCUGACCAUGCGGACGACAUCCAGUACGUCUUUGGGAAGCCCUUCGCCACCCCCCUGGGCUACCGGUCCCAGGACAGGACUGUCUCCAAGGCUAUGAUCGCCUACUGGACCAACUUUGCCAGAAGCGGGGACCCCAACAUGGGCCACUCAGCGGUGCCCACACACUGGGCUCCCUACACUGUGGAAAGCGACAACUACCUGGAGAUCAACAGGAAGAUAGACGGCAGCUCUAUGAAGCAGCACCUGAGGACGGAUUACCUACGCUACUGGACCCUCACCUACCAGGCCCUGCCCACGGUGACCGGAGACGGGGCCCCCGCGCCCCCUUCAGGGGACUCUGACGCCGCCCCUGCCCCACCAUCUGGGGACUCGGAUGCUGCCCCCGCGCCCCCUUCGGGAGACUCUGACGCCGCCCCUGCGCCCCCUUCGGGGGACUCUGACGCCGCCCCUGCCCCACCAUCUGGGGACUCGGAUGCCGCCCCUGCGCCCCCCUCGGGGGACUCUGACGCCGCCCCUGCCCCACCAUCUGGGGACUUGGAUGCUGCCCCUGCGCCCCCCUCGGGGGACUCUGAGGGGGCUCAAAUGCCUGCAGCCAUUGGCUUCUAAUGUCCUCGGCCCCAGGAAGCCGUAGGGUGAGACCCCGGGGACCCACUUCCCCUCCAGAGCUCUUCCUGAAUAAAGCCUCAUCCCUCUC